UAAGCCUUUUUUUUGGGGGGUGACCCGUACCUGAUUUGCAUUUUUGUUGGAUAUACAGACAGCAAUGGGAGCCCAGUUCUCUAAGACCGGAGCCAAAGGAGAAGCCGCCACCGCCGAGAAGCCCGGGGAAGCUGUAGCUGCGUCGCCUUCCAAGACCAAUGGACAGGAAAAUGGGCAUGUGAAGGCUAAUGGAGAUGCAUCUCCUGCAGCAGCUGAGGCAGAAAAGGAGGAAGUCCAGGCUAAUGGAAGUGCCCCUGCUGAGGAGACGGCAAAAGAGGAGGCAGCAGCGGCCGCCGAGCCUGCUCCGGAGAAAGAAUCCGCCGCCUCUGCUGAAGGGGAAAGCGCGGAACCAUCCUCCCCAGCCGAAGGAGAGGCAUCCCCCAAAAUAGAAGAAGCCGGUUCCACUUCUACACCUUCUACCAGCAACGAGACCCCCAAGAAGAAAAAGAAGCGAUUCUCCUUUAAAAAAUCCUUCAAGCUGAGUGGCUUCUCUUUCAAAAAGAACAAAAAGGAAAACAAUGAAGAGGCCGAGGCGGCAGCUGCAUCCAGUGAGGGAGCAAAGGAGGAUGCUCCUGCCGCUGCUCCAGAAGCAGCCAAUGAAGAGGCUAAGCCGGCCCAGGAAGAAGCUCCUGCUGCCAGCAGCACAGAGGAAAAGAAAGAGGAGGCCCCUGUGGCAGCAGCCUCACCUGAGCCCCAGGAGACCAAAACAGAGGAGCCUGCACCAGAAAAGCCCACAGAAGAGGUAAAGCCAGUCGAGGAGCCAAAGUCUGAGGAAAAACCUGCAGAAGAGGCCCCCGCUGCUGCUCCAGAAGCCCCAUCCAGUGAACCAGAGGCACCCAAAGCUGAAGAACCAGCAGCUCCUACACAGGAAGCUACAUCUGAAUCCAGUCCAGCAGCUGAGUCAGCUGAGUAAAGAGAUGGCAAUUUUGAGAUAAUCAAAGGACUUUUUUCUCCCCUUGUUUGUUUGUUGGAGUGGUGCCAGGUACUGGUUUUGGAGAACUUGUCUACAACCAGGGAUUGAUUUAAAGAUUAUUUUUUUUUUUUCCUUUUUUUUGUCCAUUUUUUUUGUUUCUCUCCUCCUUACAGAUCCCAUCUCAAAUCAUUCUGUUACCACCAUUCCAACAGGCCGUGUUGAGUUUACAGCAGUCGCCGGCCUCAAUCCUUUUUUGCAUCAGUAUUAAUGUCUUUGCGUACUUUGCAUCUUUUAUUGAAAAUGUAUACUUUUUUUUUCUUUUCUUUUUUUUGUCAAUAUAUGGACAUGCCCAUAAUGAAGGAGAUGGGUGGGUCAAUAAAGGGGAUAUCAAAAAUGAAGUGAUAGGAGCCACAUUGGGUUUAGGUGGUGCACACGUUGCCAAGAGAAUGUGCCACAUGGAAUGGGGUCAGAUUUGUUUUUUGGUUUUUUUUUUCUUUUAAAAAAAAGAAAGUAAUGAUUAUUUUGUGAGGGCAGCCUUCUACAAGGUUUACAACACUAAAGGUCUUGACUAAGAUGGCAAGCAAAAAUUUAAAAAUAAAA
Messenger RNA from Nanorana parkeri, 1513 nucleotides. It is a transcript of the gene MARCKS, whose product is annotated as myristoylated alanine rich protein kinase C substrate. Gene Ontology annotation, biological process: central nervous system development; actin filament organization. Gene Ontology annotation, molecular function: actin filament binding; calmodulin binding. Gene Ontology annotation, cellular component: cytoplasm; actin filament bundle; plasma membrane. Lineage: Eukaryota; Metazoa; Chordata; Amphibia; Anura; Dicroglossidae. The coding region runs from base 65 to 913 and encodes 282 amino acids. The record is from RefSeq and is a predicted model, not a curated record. The transcript has 2 exons.